AUGUCUCCUUGGCUUGUCAAAGAAGAAGACCGUUAUAAAUACGGUCUUGACGAGCAGGAAGUCAUUGCUACCAACCAAAAAGCCGAAGAUGUCCUUGUUACAGCCGCUGUUCACAAAUCCCACAAUGAGCAAUAUAUUCAAUGUUUUGAGAAUGAGCUCCGUCUUCCGCUUAAGGAUUUCCUCAUCUCAUCACUUCCUAACUGUUCAUGGAUCUUGAACGUUCUCCAUCUCGGUUUCGGAGCAGAUAAAUGGGCUAACCCUAUCGUCAUUCAUGUUUGUAUUCAAACCCCUCAUUACUUCACAGAUAACAAGACUGCUGCUCUCGAAAUAGUACAAGGUAUGGAGAAGAUCAUCAAGGAGAAGUUAGAUGUUCAAAACCUUACAUGUAGCCAUGUUGCUUUUCCUGACCCAGAACGUCCAACUGAAAGAUACAAAUACAACGACGGAAUGGAACAGUUUCAGAUUUCGAUACCCGCAUUCAAGGAUCAUCAAGCAACUUUAGAAGCCAUGGAAUACACGCAGAAAUGUGCUACAAAUGAAUUCGAAAUUGCUGAAAAACGACAGGUGAUGUGUCCUGAAACGAACUUGUCCUGUCAAACACAAUCGAAGGAAGAGGAAGCGAUUCAUUGUUCAAGGCGGUUGAAACAAGCCCAGGACUACAGUAUUCAUGCUGGUUAUGUCUAUGCUGCUUCGGAGGAAUGGCGCACAGUUGCUACUUUCAAUGGAAUCCUCGACUGGGCUUUAAUUCGCAAUGCUUGUUUGCCUUUGUUUGAUUUCCUGAGAGUAUCUCAGAUCUCGGGAUUUAUCGAAAAAUUCGGAGACAAGUAUUGGUCACCAGAUGAACUUAAGGCUUUCACUGCAAAGUGUCAAGCCUUGCAGACUUCUAUGGCGUUCAAUGUCAAUCACCCAAAAUCGUUUCCACCUUUGAAUGAGAAUAGUAUCUACUUCAAAUCUUUAAGUCGAACAACGGGCUGGAAAGCAUGUGGAUUCAACUCUAUUCGAGCUGUUGUUCAUAAUCAGUUUUCAACAUCAGAUGAACACGUGUUCAUUGGUGGUGAUACACAAAAGGGAAAAGAAAAGAUAUCUGAUGGAGGCGAUUCUGGUGCCCUCAUUUGUAACCUUGAUGUUGACAUUAAGGGGCAAGCUGUCCUCAUACCCAUGGCUAUGAUUUGGGCAGGAAAUAAACACGGUUUUGAAGGCUUCAAGGUGAUGUUACGUUGCGCAAAUGUCAACAUAAAUGCCGUGGAUGGUCAUAUACGCACACCAUUGAAUCGCGCUGUCCAGCUGCGAUCAGUGACCAUCGCAAAGAUUCUUCUCGCUCAAGAGAACGUAGCUAUUGAUGUUAAAGAUGGCAAGGGCAAGACAGCAUUGGACUAUGCUCAAAUCUCGGAAGAAUGA
Messenger RNA from Botrytis porri, 1398 nucleotides. RefSeq lists its product as uncharacterized. Gene Ontology annotation, molecular function: protein binding. The transcript is spliced from 5 exons. The record is from RefSeq and is a predicted model, not a curated record. The coding region runs from base 1 to 1398 and encodes 465 amino acids. Lineage: Eukaryota; Fungi; Ascomycota; Leotiomycetes; Helotiales; Sclerotiniaceae.